AUGCCAUCAAUGACCCCUAUCGAAACGCAAAAAUUACUUUCUUCUUGCGAAGAUAAAGUCAUAACCUCUAAUAGCAAUGUAAAUUUAACAAAACGAUUAUUUUUAAAAUUAUCUGCCUUAUCAUCUAACAUUAAUAAUAAAGUCAGUGACAGAACAUCUAAUAAUAAAUAUACCCUUGAAAAUGUAAAAAAUGAAUUAUGCAUUCGAAGAGGAAACAAUUUUUACCAAAAUUCACAGAAGGACGAAAAAAAUACCUGUUUUUCAGAUACGGAUCUGAAAUUUCUAGUAAUAUCUUCAAAAAAAUCUAAUGAAAACAAAAACAGGUACAAGAAAAUACUGUUCUGUAAAUGGAAUUCAGGAAAUAUUAACAGUUACAAUUUACGAAACAAUACCAGUUCGAAGCUAAUAGAACUGAAAUGCGCAAAUAAAGAUACAUUCAGUAAUAAUAUUCCAAAAUAUGAAGCAUUUAGGUCUAAGUCAAAUUGUUUACCUAGUUCUCUUCUGUUAAAAAGUUUGGCUACCAAUUCAUUUUCAGAUUCUGUAGCAAAUGAAUCGAAUAUUUUACUGAACUUUCCUGCCUACACUAAUUCUACAAUGUCGAGUAUAUCUAAAGUAGUUGAAGUAAAAUCCGAAGAAAAAUCUUUUACACAUGUUAAUCCCGAUAUAAACAAAUUACAAAAAAUAGAAUCAAAUGAAUAUAACGUGCAUUCGAAAAAAAUGAAAAUGAAAUCGUCAGCAGAUAUAUUAAAAAGUCAAAUCAAGGAAAUAAAAAUUCCUGAAAGAAAAGUUAAGUCGGAAGAUAACCUGAUGAUUCUCGCAAUUAAAAAUGAAAAUACCAAAGAUUUCAUUUCCAUCCCUGAAAAAGAUACUGAGAGUCUGUCCUCUCCUCCAAAUCAUAGUUCGGAAACCAAUGAAAUUUAUGACGAAUUAGGAAUAUUAUUUUCACAGUAUAUGAAACUUCAAAUAAAACCGUGUAAAAGAAACUACUGCAUUCGGACACGACAUUUAAAAAGAAUACAACAUAGCACAAAAAAAUGUCAUACAAAAUUUAAUUACCAUCAAAUAUAUUCUUACGAUCAAAGACCAAUGUGUAAUUGUGGAAACAUAUGUGAAGAUACAUAUGAUGAAUUACAGUUAAUGUUUACAUUAAUGUCGGAACGGAAAAACAUUUAUCAACGUAUGUUUACAAGAAGAAAGAAAUUCUUGAACCAGCCAUGCAUGUCAAUUAAUUAAGAGUUUGUAACUAAAUAAUGUUACAGAUAACAAGUAUAUAUUUUGUACUAUUUACUUUUAGAAUAUAUGCUUCCAUUUUCAUAGUGAAUAUUUAUGAUGAAAUGGUACAAAAAAUAAAUAUAUGUACAUUUAAAACAUUA
Molecule: messenger RNA, 1373 nt
Organism: Megachile rotundata (alfalfa leafcutting bee)
Lineage: Eukaryota; Metazoa; Arthropoda; Insecta; Hymenoptera; Megachilidae
Source: RefSeq, a predicted model, not a curated record